Molecule: messenger RNA, 2333 nt
Organism: Brassica napus (rape)
Lineage: Eukaryota; Viridiplantae; Streptophyta; Magnoliopsida; Brassicales; Brassicaceae
Product: cleavage stimulation factor subunit 77
Exons: 6
Coding region: 623-1159 (178 amino acids)
Biological process (GO): RNA processing
Cellular component (GO): nucleus
Source: RefSeq, a predicted model, not a curated record
GCUAGAAUCUGACGCAUUUGCUCAAAAUCUCAAGGCACCUUCCUUGCAGUAGUGACUUAGAGCAUGUUUAUUGGGGUAUUUAAGUGUGGCUCUUAGUAUAAUAAAUAAUUAAAUUAAGAAGAAAAUAGCCAUUUACUUAAGAGACUUGUCUUAAUUAAGGGCCAGAAGAAACGUUUCUUGUGGGAUAGGUGUUUCUUUCUCUCUUCAACGAAGCUUUGAUCGGUAUCUUCUGCCUUCCAUGGCCAGUGAAAGCAGCAGAAUCGGAUUGUUUAUGAACCCGGAGGUGACCACGAGCGGAAGACCAGUGCUCCGCCGCAACGAAGUCGAGUGCUUCCUCCUCUCCUCUGUCGACCUAGAUUCCGAAGACGAUCCACCGCGAUUCACCUCCCUGAGGCACUAGAGAACCUCGCCGUUCUGAGUUAUCAAUCCUCACCGAACUUUGUCACCAAAAUUUCCGCCUCCGUUUCUCCCAGGUGAUCCCGACUCGAACCUAAGUCUCUGAUUGCCUCUUUCAUAUCUCAUUUCACGCAGUCUUCUUAUCGCUUUGAGAGGAUCAAUCUGAUUAGUUAGUUUUGAUUCUACAGAGCUUGCAUCCUGCGUUUUAUCUGACUGAUGACGCUUGAUGAUUAUAAGGUGGAAGAAACUAAGUAUAAUUGGUGAUCUUCAGUUGCAGCAACAGUUAAAGGUGGAGCUUAUGGUUUCAUCUCGGUGGUGUUGUGGAGUGGGUUAUAUCAGUUUCAGGUCUGUAGUUCUGAAAGUAGAGAAGACAAACAUACCUCAUGGAUCUGCAACUAUAGGUAGUGUAGCUUCUUCAUCAAAAGUUGUUUAUCCAGAUACAGCUCAGAUGAUCGUUUAUGACCCAACAAAGAAAUCAGAGUUUUCUAGUUCGGUAAAACCAAUGGCGGCUUCUGCUUCGAACACCUUUCAAAGUAAUGUGACAGCAACUGCAACUCAUGUCUCAGCCAACACAUUUGAUGAAAUACCAAAGACUACUCCACCUGCAUUGUUAGCUUUUUUAGCUAACUUGCCUCAUGUUGACGAGUUUCACGGAGGUUGUGGAAGUUACGGAUCCACCGCGAACCGGUGCCGGAGUGCUUCGCCGGCGGAUUAUGUGUUCUCUAAUGGUCCGCAAGUUUCUCGAGGGUGGAGGAACAACUGAUUAUUCUAUUGGUGUUGCAGCGAUUCGAUCUUCAUCUGCAAGUAUGAGGCCGGUGUUCGUGGGGAACUUUGAGUAUGAAACUCGCCAAUCGGAGCUGAAACGGUUGUUCAGAAAGUACGGGAGAGUGGAGCGCGUUGACAUGAAGUCUGGUAUACUCUUUACUUGCUUCGUUUAGAGAAGAAUUUGCUUCGCCGAUCUAUUUGAUGUUCACUUUGAUACAUAGGAUGCUUGAUUUUGAGUAACUUUGAGUAACAUGGAUUUUGUAUUAGGAGAAAUCAAAGGAACCAGUAGUAUAAGAAAAAAGUGAUGAAGAAGUUGUAGCUUGUUAAGUGUUUGUUUGGUGGCAGGAGGCUUUCUCCAUAGAAGCCAUUGAGUUUCCAACCUCUUCCCUGCAAAUUACAUUCCUACGUUUUCAUGCCUACCUUUAUCAUCUCAUCUUUGUGCCUAAAAUCUUCGUUGAGUCUAGAGAUACAUAUCUUCUAUGUCACCAUCAUCAUCAUACGUUGUUUUGUUUCUCUUCUUCAUGUCUUUCCAUGUCUGAACUCCUACUGUCAGAAAGCAGUGCCUUUGCAAUCAUUCAGAUUUCAGAAUUGAAAAAUAAAAUUUAGAUUUUUAUUAGCCUUUGGUUGACUGCAACUACACAUCUUUGUUUUCUACUACUUCAUGGAUCGUCUCUGCAUCUUAUGUACACCUGCCUUCCUUCACAUUGAUGCAGGUCUUGUUUUUUGUCAUAUUUAGUUUCAUUUUCUAUAGGUUCAAAACUAAAAAAAGGUGUCUUUUGAACUGAUUUAUUUCCUUCAUUGCAAAUUCGGUGGGCUGUUGAAUCAGAUUGUCUGCAUUACUCUCCUCGACAUCACACACACACACAUGUAAUGUCGAGUCUGUUUUUUUUUAAAUGUCGAGUCUGUUUUUUUUAAAUGUCGAAUCUGUUUGUUGUUGUCUUUGUUUGUCUCUCGUUUGAUCACACUUUGUAAUUCAUCAAUCGUUUGGUUAAGUUAUAAAACUUGAACUUGUUGUUGUCUUGGUUUGUCUCUCGUAUGAUCACACUUUGUAGUUCAUCAAACCUUUGGUUAUGUUAUAAAAGUUGAACUUGUUGUUGUCUUGGUUUGUGUGAUCACACUUUGUAGUUCAUCAAACAUUUGGUUAAGUUAUAAAACUUGAACUUGUUGUUGUC